CAACGAAUCUUGAUUCUCGAAGAAGCAGCCAAAAGAGAAGGUUUCAGAAGAAAGAAGACAGAAGCGAGAAGCGAGGGGGGAGAAAGCCUUGUAUCUUGGAAUCCUCUCCGCCACCGCAAUCAUGAAUGGCUUUGAUGCGGAAUUAACCCGGUUGGAGCAAAAUGUCUCCGGUUUCGGCACCCUCGUGAAAGGUCUUCUGGGCGAUGAUUAUCGCCGCAGAGUCAUCCCAGCCCAACUCGACCAGCCGUUUCAACAAGUACAGGUAAUUCACUCGGAGCUGCGUGCUGCGAAUCAGGAGCUUUCAUUGCGGAUGGGGACGAAUGAUCAGGAAAAGCGAGAGCUCAUUCGCCUCAAAAUGAAAUUUGGUCGAAUUGAUCGAACUUUUGAUGAGUACGUAUGUAAGCUGGUCAGACAGGAUGACCGCUUUCGUAUUUAUGGGCGUAUAGGCGCGACUCAUCAGCCUGCUCGUGCUUCAAGCUCAACUGGUGUGCGGCCAGAACGGGAGCCAUCCAAGGAAGAUUUAAGACGUCUGUUGGCUACCCAUCAACAGCAGGACGCCCACGUAAGAGAAGUUCGGGAGAUUGAGGCACAGAUGGUAGAUCAACUUAUGCUACCUCUUUAUAACCAGGCAUUUGAUUUGACCAACCAGGAUGGGGAAGAUGGACCACUGACUUUUCUUGUCAGGGAUGAGGGGGAUAUUCAUGCUAUCUUUCGAUUCAGAGAGUAUCUGGAGGACCCUUUCUUGCUCGUCCUGGCUAACAACUUAACAGCUGAAGUGCGCGCAGACUUGAGGGCGCUGGCUGAAAGUAAGGACCUUCCAAUAGACUGAGGGCAGGUAGUGUUUUUUCUGUCUCGAGCUAAUCUAAGAAUUGGUUUUCAGUGUCCAACCUGCACUAAUAAGCCGUUGUGAGUUUAAUAGUGCUAAAGGGUAACUGCAUUUUCACCUUCAUACCUUUAAAAUUGACGUGUAACACCCAAGGCAAUUGCACGUGACAGUUCCAACUUGAUAUGUAUAUGUGGGCUCUAGUGCUUUUUAGAGCCAUAUGCUUGAACUUGAUGUGCCAUUGAGGCUAGGGCAACAUACAUCUUAGCUAAUAAACAUGCAACUAGUUUGGCAUAGUAGCUGUUUUCAGUUGCAGCAGAUUUUAUGUCCUUUCCUUAACAAUUAGAUGGUGGCCAUCUCCAGUGUAUUAUGCUCGAACAUAUGAUUUUGUGAGCCUGGGUUAUACCAUUGUUUCCGUCCGGGGAGUCUCGAGUUGGUUCUCGUAUCAGUCUUCUUUACAUGUUGGUUGGUUGAGACUUAAGACAUACAUGGAUAAGAGGUAAUGUGCUAGUUAGAAGUUUUUCCAUACAAAUGCGACACAUCAUUGCCACCCUUUGAAUUUGUUGAUGAUCACACUCAAGAAGAGAUGAAGAAACUGUCAAUGCAAAACGACAUGCACUGUGAUUCAGUCAUAUCAACCGCUAUUGGAGCACUGUUAUUACGCAUUUGGGCUUGCAACAGAGGUUUAAUUUAUAGCAGUUUCCAAUGUCAUCAAAUCUAACGUCAUGUAACUUUUGUUAGUCGUUUCUUUUACCACAAGAUAACUUGUGAAGCUCAACUUCUUGGAGCUGCUCUGUGUGGGUUACCUUGAGGUUCGCGUAACUGAAAAUCUCGACAAUCUACUGGCACUGGGAGUGAUCAAUAUAUGUAGUCUGGUUUGUGUUACC
Linum tenue is the source of this 1710-nucleotide messenger RNA. Lineage: Eukaryota; Viridiplantae; Streptophyta; Magnoliopsida; Malpighiales; Linaceae. The record is from the annotation of a GenBank genome assembly.